Messenger RNA from Aspergillus alliaceus, 1801 nucleotides. RefSeq names its product carbohydrate-binding module family 48 protein. The transcript has a single exon. Bases 234 to 1397 code for a protein of 387 amino acids. The record is from RefSeq and is a predicted model, not a curated record. Lineage: Eukaryota; Fungi; Ascomycota; Eurotiomycetes; Eurotiales; Aspergillaceae.
GCCCCCUAAAAUUGUUAUAAAGAUAAAUAACGUAUCUUUCUCAGAAUGUUGCAUUGAAUCCACUAACAUAUUUCCCUAUCUCUAUCUAAAAGUUUGUCGUCGACGGCAUCUGGACAACCGACCAUAGUGUUCCUGAAGAAGACGACGGUAACCACAACAUCAACAACGUACUCUAUCCUACUCAGAUUCGAAAAGAACGCACCACUUCGAACUUACAAAACGGCUCUGCAGUAAUGGCUGGUGUUACCCCCGAUUCUACAACUGCUGCACUGGCCGGCGGAGUGCCGAAACAAUCCGGCAAAGAUAUCCUCGGCGAUGCCGCCUUCUCGUCCACUGCCCCCGGUUCAACCACCGCGGAGCUUGCCAAGCAUGUUCCUCUCGAGCAGAGGGCCAAUGUACCUGGGACAUUCCCUGCAACCCCAGGAUCGGAGGCCGACCAGUUCUCUGUGAACCCCAUCCCUGCCUCGAGUGGUGCAGGUAACCCGAUCAAGCUACGGCCAGGCGAGAAGGUGCCUGAUCCUAGCACUUUCAAUCCCAACACUAUCCAUUCCACCGUUCGAACAGAUAAGGCCGGCUAUGAACAGGAUGCUAGCUACCCUUUGACUGGCGGCCAGUCAAAAGAAGCCAACGCCUUUGCCGUUCCCCCCAUUUCGGGAAACAUGAUUCCUGAGUCUAGCCUUCCCAUGGGCCAGGCCAGCCAGGGGACUGCAGACCCUUUCACUAUUCAAUCAGCAGCACCGACAUCUACUACUGCAGGUCUCGCUGGUGCCGUUCCUCUCGAGUCGCAGAAGAGGCAGACCAACAUUGAUUCCGGAGCCCCUGUGGGCGAUGUUCCGGAAGUUGUGAGGCACUCAAUCUCCGAGGCACACGUGGACCCUGAAGCAGCUGCCACCAAGAAGGCUGUUGGGGAGAAAAGGGAGAUGGAGCAUGAGCUUCAGCGGAAAGUUCCCGUCGAUGAGUCUGCGGGUACGCCAGCGCCCACUACUGGUCUCACUGCGGCUACCACCGAAACCGCACCACAAGUCACCAGGGCAGAACCCGAUUCGGCCCAGCUAUCCCCGCGGGCGACGACUCCGACGAGAAAACCUGAUACGACUUCCGAAGCGGGGCCGACCGUCACAACUGGGCCCGAAACCACCAAGGCGCCCGAAGUGUCCGGACCUGGUAGCGGCUCAGCUGCCCCAACCGCUGGUGAUACUGGAACGAGUGCAACUAAGACUGCCGACGAGCCCACAGGCCCUCAAAAUACGGCCGCGGGUGCAACAACCGAGCCGACAUCUGCAACCAAGGACAGCACGCGCAAGGAUUCUGGAUCUUCGAAUGGAACCCCAUCCCAGAAGAAAAAGAAGAGCCGUGCCAGCGCAUUCUUCAGUAAGCUCAAGGAGAAACUCACUUAAGUCCUUUGUAGCCAGGAUAUAGGAAUGAUGCGUUAUCUUUAUUGUUAUAGUCAUGACCCGGUGCUGACGGACUGGAUGACUCAAGACUGGCGGGCGGAGGUGCUACUACUUGAUUAUUGACCUGGAUACCAUUUUUGUUUUGUUGGUUUUUGCCCUGCAUGUCUUUUAUACCUAUUUUGUUUGUUAUCCGGUUCGAAGUACUAUUUUUUGUUCCUACUAAUAAGUUUAAUCCAACACUCGUGUUUGAGAAUGAUGAUCACCAUCCCAUCGUAGUCCCAUUCCCCUGUCAUUAUCCAACCCCAAAUAAAGAGGCAAGUCUAUUAUCAUACACCCAGUCCCUAUCAUAUCGGUAUAACCUGGUUCACCUUCUGAUUCAACGUCACGGGGUACCCCAGCAUACUACG